Anneissia japonica is the source of this 1798-nucleotide messenger RNA. RefSeq lists its product as uncharacterized. Gene Ontology annotation, biological process: regulation of gene expression. The transcript has 11 exons. Lineage: Eukaryota; Metazoa; Echinodermata; Crinoidea; Comatulida; Comatulidae. The coding region runs from base 110 to 1564 and encodes 484 amino acids. The record is from RefSeq and is a predicted model, not a curated record. Gene Ontology annotation, cellular component: nucleus.
GUGACGCACUCAAAACGUGUUGGUAUAAUUGUAAGAGGUAUUUUUCGUGGUUGGUCUAUCAAAAAAAAAUUAGGUCGUUUAUGUAUUAUGUUUUUCAACUUAAUAUUUCAUGGACGGGAGCGACAUUGAUCGCACUUUGGUGGUAGGACAUGUUAGCAGCACCGAUGAACUGGGAGAUGCCGCAACUACCUUCAAUCUUGGGGCUCUUGUUUCUGAGCAAGAGAAGGCUAGUUUCCAGGUAGCCGGAAUGGAGGCAGGCGCAUUGAUCGACAAUGUACGUCAGCAUGUGGCCGUGCAGGAUAUCGCUACGGCCCGCUUGGUAACUGCUGAAGGAGACACCUUGCACGCAGCUACACUAGAUGAAGCUGGUAUAACAGAAGAGGCGCUCUCUGCAUCUGACAUGGUCACUACCAUUAGGAUUCACCCAGAACUUGUGUGUAGUCUGGAAUCCGUUGUCACUUCAACAGCAUUGAACGUUCCUGGUGGCGCCAAUGUAUUGUACGUUAAUGUGCCAAACCUGGAACAUGCUACGCCAGGUCAGCCUUUGAACAGUCAAGGGUCAGUAGUGUAUGCCCAGGCAUUAGCUAACGGUCAACAGGCAAUACUGACAAGCAACAUCACAGAGACAAAGGUCAAUGGAGAGGCUCCAAAGAAGAGAAAAGGAGGUUGGCCAAAGGGGAGGAAGCGCAAGAGAGAUCCUCUGAAAGAUGCGAAUGCACCCAAAGCACCAACUACAGCGUAUGUCUUUUUUUCGAAUGAGCAGAGGCUAAAAGUAAAGAAGGAGAACCCAGACAUGAGUUUCACCGAAAUUACAAAACUCCUUGGCAACCAGUGGUCAUCAUUAAAUGAAGAUGAGAAAAAGAAAUAUAUCGAAAAUGCAGAAUCUGAUAAGCGGCGAUACAUAAAUGAUUUGAAAGCAUAUCAGCAAACUGACCUAUACCAGAUGUUAAUGAAGAAACAGGCAGCUAGAAAAUUUAAGAAUCUUGUUGGUGUUGAUCCUGAUGCCCUUGAACCGGAUAUAGAAUCAACAUUGCUUAGUGGCAUGAACAUGGAGGACGAUGACCCCAGUGACCUCUUUUGUAAAACAUGUGACCAGUAUUUCAGCUCGAUGCAUAAUAAAAAAGAGCACUUGUACGGGAAACAGCACUUGCUAAAUCUUACCGGAAAACUCUGCGAGGUUGAAAAGGAAUUGUUUGAUAUGGAAAAUAGCAAUCAGCAAGAAGCGGCAAUGACCAGCUUGGAAUCAAAUACGGAAUUCACAGAAAUUGAAAGUGUUCUCACGCCAAAGAGGAUUCUUCCAGCUCCAAUCAACUUAGAACAAUUUAAAGAUGAAUUUAUAGAACUCAAUGCAGCACGUGAACUGGAGAUGCGGAUCUUGAGAAAACGACAAGAAGAAAUGAUGGAACUAAAUAUGAUACUCAAUAGGGACUUGAAAGAGUUACAGAAUACGAUAUGUAAACAAGAAGAAGAUUUCAAGAACCUGCAGACAUAUGGAGCUGCCCUCCAAAGACAGCUGGAUGGGUUGCGAAUGAUCCCUACGCUUUUCGGUGUUAUCAACUUCUGACGAUGGUUUUUGCCCAUCUGUUGGGCCAGCCCACCCGACCGUGUGCCUAUCGGUGGGGGCCAGACCUGUUUUACAGCUGGAUUAUGACAAGAAAUUAAGAAAAAUGAAUAUUCAAAUUAUUUUAAUGUUGUGCCCCAUACAUCACAUGUAUCUUGUCUAUUAUUAUUUUUAAUUGUAAACAUACUAACAUUUCUCUCCUGUGAUUCGCUGUUGUAUUGUAUGUGUAACAAUGUA